Molecule: messenger RNA, 2331 nt
Organism: Halteromyces radiatus
Lineage: Eukaryota; Fungi; Mucoromycota; Mucoromycetes; Mucorales; Cunninghamellaceae
Product: adaptin N terminal region-domain-containing protein
Exons: 11
Coding region: 41-2284 (747 amino acids)
Biological process (GO): vesicle-mediated transport; intracellular protein transport
Cellular component (GO): membrane coat
Molecular function (GO): clathrin binding
Source: RefSeq, a predicted model, not a curated record
CUUUUUUCCUUUUUUUUGCGUAUUUAUAUAACUUUGUAGAAUGAAUCGACCAAAGUUUUUUACAACCAACAAGAAAGGUGAAAACUAUGAACUCAAGGCUGAAUUGAAUAGUGAAUAUCGACAUGUACGAAAGGAUGCGGUGAAAAAGGUGAUAGCCAAUAUGACAGUCGGGAAGGAUGUAUCAGGACUAUUCCCGGAUGUACUGAAGAAUAUGCAAACUGAAGACCUUGAACUCAAGAAAUUGGUCUAUCUCUACUUGAUGAACUACGCCAAAUCACAACCUGAACUUGUCAUUCUUGCUGUCAACACUUUUGUUAAAGACUCGGACGACCCAAAUCCUUUGAUUCGCGCUUUGGCUAUUCGUACUAUGGGUUGUUUACGUGUUGAUAAAAUCAUGGACUAUUUGACUGAACCUCUUCGAAAAUGUUUAAAGGAUGAAAACCCCUAUGUACGAAAAACUGCUGCUCUAUGUGUUGCCAAAUUAUACGAACUGAAUCCCGAACUUACAGUGGAACAAGAUUUUGUAAAGGAUGUAAAGGAAAUGGUAUCUGAUAUCAAUCCCAUGGUGGUGGCUAAUGCUGUUGUUGCCUUGGCUGAUAUACACGAAAUCUCCAACAAGAAGGAUAUCUUUGUCAUCAAUGGCAGUACACUCAACAAACUUUUAAAUGCUUUGAAUGAAUGUACAGAAUGGGGACAAAUUGCUAUAUUGACGGCUCUUGCCGAUUACAAAGUGACCUCAACCAAAGAAGCUGAAAGUGUAUGUGAACGUGUUUUGCCAAGACUUCAACAUGCGAAUGGUGCCGUAGUAUUAGCCGUGGUCAAGGUUCUUAUGAUCAAUAUGCGUUAUCUCAAGGAUGGCAAUAUUAUCAAAAAUUUGUGUAGAAAAAUGGCUCCUCCUUUGGUGACCUUAUUGUCUAGUCCUCCUGAAGUACAAUAUAUUGCCUUGCGAAAUAUCAAUCUGGUUUUACAACGACGUCCUGAAGUUCUCAGCAAUGAAAUGCGUGUUUUCUUUUGCAAAUACAAUGAUCCUCCCUAUGUCAAAUUGGAAAAACUUGAGAUCAUGAUUCGUCUCUGUAAUGAUCGUAAUGUGGAUCAAUUGCUAAGUGAACUCAAAGAAUACGCUAAUGAAGUGGAUGUGGACUUUGUUCGAAAAUCGGUCAACGCUAUUGGACGAUGUGCUAUCAAGAUUGAAGAAGCUGCUGAAAGAUGUAUUAAUGUCUUAUUGGAUUUGAUCAAUACUGGUGUUAGUUAUGUUGUGCAAGAAGCCAUUGUCGUAAUCAAAGAUAUCUUCCGCAAAUACCCUCAUACUUACGAAGGGAUUAUUCCUACCCUGUGUGAAAAUUUGGAUGCUUUGGAUGAACCUGAUGCAAAGGCUUCUUUGACUUGGAUCAUUGGUGAAUAUGCUGAACGUAUUGAAAAUGCGGAUGAUUUGAUCAGCAGUUUCUUGGAAAACUUUAAAGAAGAAAACGCCCAGGUUCAAUUACAACUUCUCACAGCCACAGUCAAACUAUUUUUGAAGAAACCAAAUGAAAAUCAAGAUCUUGUACAACGUGUACUACAAAUUGCUACCAAUGAAUGUGAUAACGCUGAUAUUCGUGAUCGUGCUUAUGUUUACUGGCGAUUAUUAUCUACAGAUCCUCAAGCAGCCAAGGCGGUGGUAUUGUCAGAUAAACCUCCUGUUGUAGGUGAAGGAUCUGGAUUAUCACCUGCUCUUCUUGAUGAUCUCCUGUAUCAUAUUGGUACUUUGGCUUCUGUUUAUCACAAACCUCCAGAAACCUUUAUUGCCGGCAAGAAAUAUGGAGCAGACAAUGUCAAUAGAACUGUCAGCGAACACGCUAAUGAUGAAGAUGAUGCCACUGCCCCACCACCUAAAAUUCAAGAGGCACUCAAGAACAAUGAUAUUGAUAAUUUGUUGGAUUUGGAUUGGGAUGAACCUGCAGCAACUGGAACAUCACUUAUGGCUAACAACGAUAUGGGAGAUUUGAUGUCUCUUGAUGGACAAGGUUCUCAACAACAACAACAACCAACAUCUAGCAACAGUAUGGAUGAUAUUAUGAAACUAUACAAUCAAUCAUCUAAUACAGCACAACCUACAUUGAUGACUUCUCCUGUCUCCAGCAACGCAUUUAUGCAACCAUCACCGUCACCACAACAACCCACAUCCUCUCCAAUGCAAGAUUUGUUUGAUUUCUCUUCCAUGCCUCAACCUCAGCAACAACAACAACAACAACAACAACAACAAUCAUCAUCUACCAAAUCGGAUCCUUUUGCUGGUUUAUUUUGAAUAGUAUAGUUUUGUAGAAUUGUUGUUUUAGAAAAAUAAAAGAUUUG